AGAGCCAGAAAAGCCAGAGAAAAUCAAGAAAAAAGGCGAUGCAAAGGGUCGUACUAGUACUAGUACAGUAACUAAACCAUCUGAAAAUAAUAGUUUAACAAACUGGGUGAUAAAGACUGAUAGCAAUAAGGACAAAAAGAUUCCCAAUAAGCCUAAUCAACCACCAAAGGCUAAUGGAAACAAUAUUAAAAAACCAAACGCUCAAUCACAAGACACUGGUUUGAGUAAACCAGUGCCGAAAACAACAAGUACAAAAUCUAAUUCAGUAUCAAAUUUCCAAACUGACUUAACAAAACUAGGCAAUAGUACUAAUAAUGUACAUGGAUGGGGUACAGGAGGCCCUAGUGUUAGUAGUAAUAAACCAAGUCCUAAACCACAAGUAAAAGGUUGGAAUAACACUAAAUCCAAUUCAACAUCAAAUGUCCAAACUGACAUGAAGAAACUUGGUAACGGUACUAAUAAUGUACAUGGAUGGGGCACAGGUGGCCCUGAUGGUAGUAGUAGUAGUUCCAGCAGUGGCAAUAGAAAUUCUACAAACAGUAGCAAUUCUAGCUUGUCUUUCUCUGGUACAUUAGGGGGUGCCGGCACUGGAAGAAGCAUAUUACUAGAUAAAUUUUCCAACACGUCUGCAACUAAUAAUACUCAAAAAACUAGUUCACUGAAUCGAACUAAUAAAACUCAAAAAACUAAUUCAAUGAAUCUAUCAAACUCUAUGAAAACUAGCCCAUUAGUAAAAUCUACAACCAGCACAAACAGCAGUUUCAGUGUUGAAACUGCCUCAGUCAAAACUGUGUUAUGCCCCAUUUGUAACAAAUCUGUUGAUGAAUUAAAAAUUAAUGAACAUCUGGACACAUGCCUUGAUAGUCCGCAAGAGCCAGAAGUUAUUUCAGAUAGUUCACAUAAAAAGAGGAAAAGUGAAGAUCAUUACUCUACAUCAAAUAAGAAACUAAAAGAUGAAAAUCAGCAGACAUCUUCAGAAACAAUAGAUUGUCCUAUGUGCUCCAAAAAAUUACUGCCUGUCAAUUUUAAUGAUCAUUUGCAAAAAUGUUUAUCAAGUGACAUGCUUGAAGAAGAAGAUGAUGUAGUGUCACUUCAUGAUUCUAGCUCUAGUUCUAUAAAUUUACAUGACUCUCCUCAUCAUUGUUUGAUUUGCGAUAAAAAAUUAGAACCUGGCAUGAGUUUGAAUGAACAUUUAGAAGAAUGUGUUGCUUCGGUAUUUAAUGAAAGUAAUGACGAUGAUUUUGAAGAGAAAGACAGCAGUACUGGUGACAAAUCAAUUAAGACUGAGAAGGAAGUUUUGGAACGGUAUCCCUGCCCUAUUUGCAUGUCAUUAAUUGAAGAAUCAUUCAUGAAUGACCACGUUGACAUGUGCUUAGCCAAAUCUAAAUAAGUACAAUUGUUAUGCAGAGUUAAUAACUCUAGGACUAGUGGUUACUUUAUUCCAGCAAAUUUGCUUUAGCUUUCAGUUUUUUACAGUACAUAUUAUGUACACUUAUCAAGCAUAUAUUCACUUAACAUUUUCGUUUUACAUUUCAUAGAUUAGUUCAUGUAUUUUCAGCAACUAGUUCAGGAGUUAUUCAAAGUUCCUAUAUUGUCAAUGUAAAUAUAAAAAAAAAACUUAAAGCCAUGAAAAAUAAUAGGAUCCUGGUGAUACUUUUAAUUUAAACAUAAUUUAUAAUGUUAUAAUAUAAUUUUUUUGUAUCAAAAAUACAUUUUUCUAUAAAAUCGUUAAAAUGUGCGUUGAUAUUACAAUCUAAUCGUCAUUUGUAGAACCGACUAUUAUUAUCAACCAAUCAAAGGAAGGAUUUGAAAAAGCACGUGUAGUACCUACUUUGCACGUGUCGGGAUAUAGCGCGUCGGCGACUGAUGGUAUAUAUGACAUAUUUUGUGUUUGCGUUUGUUUCGACAAUAAGCCGAAUGUGCGUAUCACAUUUAUUUAUAUACAAGUAAUCUUGGAAAAGUUCGCAUUGUCGUUUACGUUAAUUUAAUUUUUGAGUCUUUUAACUGUUUUGAAGACAAUCUAUAGCAGAUAAAAUAGAAGAAAAACGAAAGUGUAGGUUAGAAUUAGUAUGAACGGUUGCAAGUUGUAAAUAAACAAUGGCAACAAGGGAGAUUUUGACGAUUCAACUAGGGCAUUAUGCCAAUUUCGUAGGCACACAUUGGUGGAAUCUCCAGGAAACCAAUUUCUCUUACGAUCCUCAAAAUCCAUCAGAAUUCAAUCCUGAAGUUCUCUACAGGGUAGCAGAUGUUGGAAAUAAAGUAACCUCCACUCCAAGACUGCUUCUUGCUGAUUUAAAAGGAACUCUAGGAUAUCUGAGCGAAGAAGGGAACUAUUCAGAACUUGUACAAGCUAAUGUAAAUCAAGAGCCAGAAAUUUUAUGGGAAGAAAAUAGAUUGGAGACUACUGUACAGCCACCCGCACAGAAGUCAGCUUUUGUAAAAAGCCUAGAAUCAGGAGAGAGUAAUGAGGGAGUAGAAUUUGACUUUGAAAAUGAAACAAAGAGCUGGGUCGAUUACUUAAUUCCCAGGUUUCACUCUAGGACAGUCAAUGUUAUUACAGAGUACGAGCAUGGAUCUACUAGUCAGCCUUUUGACUUAUUUCCUUAUGGGCAAAGUCUAUGGAAAAGAAGUGCAUUUUCUGAAGACUUUGCAGAUAAAAUAAGGGUUUACGUUGAAGAAUGUGAUUUAAUGCAAGGUUUCCAGGUACUUUUUGAUACCGACGAUGGAUUUUCUGGGUUGGGUGCAGCAUGUAUUCAGCACUUGAGAGAUGAAUAUGGCAAAAGUAUACUAACCUGGCCUGUCUUGGACUCAACACCAAGAGAAAAGUCCAUAUCCGAUUAUGCAAAAGCCAUCAAUACAGUACUUUGCUGGCAUAAUAUAGGGGAAAAUACCUCUUUGUUCAGUCCAUUAUCUUGUGGUACAAAUGGCUGGCUUACCCCAGGCAAGCCACGAGCCGUUGAAAAUAUCACUUACAGAUCUGAUCUCAGGUAUCACACAAGUGCACUACUUGCAACAGCACUGGAUACACUUAGUUUAAGGUACAGGCAUAAAAAGUAUACUAUGUCUGCUCUGUCUGAUCUCUGUGCAGAUUUAAAUAAGCUUGGCAGAAAGGCCGUAGCCACUAGUUUAAGUUUACCCUUCCCAAUGGUUGAAAAGCAAGACUUGAUAGACAUGCUGGAUGACUUGGAUGGUGGCUGUCCAUGGGUGAGCUUGACUCCUAGUUGUAACAUAGGUAUGGACAAUGCCAUGCAGAGUCUAGCUCUAAGAGGUGUCCCUGAAAGUCGUUUGAAACGUCCCAUGCAAGAAGCACAAGAUCAGAUGAUAAAGCCUGCCUACAAGUGCUCCAGUGUACACGAGAUGUUGAGUCUGUAUAUAAACUGUUCUUGGUACUCUACUGGCACAUAUUUGACAACUGCUGAACAGCCAUUGAAGAUUAAAGAUCCCUAUCCAAAGAUAUUCAACAGUAAUAUCCUAGAGAAUGGAGAUAGCUCGCGAAAUAAAUCAAGAGAAAGUAACGUGAAUAGUGUCCCAGUCAUGGCAGGCUUACAUUCGGGCAAUUUCAUGGCCAAAAUGUACGAAUCUCUUCACGACCAGGUGAAAAAGGUCCGAAGCCUAAACAAAUUUCACGCGUUCGUCGACUCCGGAAUCGAGCAGGACGAAUUCAUGGAAAGUGUACACAAUCUUCUCGAUUGCAAAGAAAGCUACGAGGACCACGACGCCUAAAAUUAACGCCGAACAAAAUAUCAGAAUAUAUGUAUAUUUUUAUAAUACUCAGAACGCGCGCUGCGCGCGCCUUGCUAUCUUUCUUUUUAAUUCUCGACAUAAUAAUUAUAUAACGCAAUAUGGAAGAAUAAAAUCGCUGUUGUGAAAAAAAA
Molecule: messenger RNA, 3875 nt
Organism: Nasonia vitripennis (jewel wasp)
Lineage: Eukaryota; Metazoa; Arthropoda; Insecta; Hymenoptera; Pteromalidae
Gene: mst
Product: protein misato
Exons: 5
Coding region: 2098-3723 (541 amino acids)
Biological process (GO): mitochondrion distribution
Cellular component (GO): cytoplasm
Source: RefSeq, a predicted model, not a curated record